This is a messenger RNA of Talpa occidentalis (Iberian mole), 2707 nucleotides long. RefSeq names its product adaptor related protein complex 1 subunit gamma 2 (gene AP1G2). NCBI's taxonomy places the organism in Eukaryota, Metazoa, Chordata, Mammalia, Eulipotyphla, Talpidae. Gene Ontology annotation, cellular component: Golgi apparatus; AP-1 adaptor complex; membrane coat. Gene Ontology annotation, biological process: receptor-mediated endocytosis; Golgi to vacuole transport; intracellular protein transport. The record is from RefSeq and is a predicted model, not a curated record. The transcript has 21 exons. Gene Ontology annotation, molecular function: clathrin-cargo adaptor activity. The coding region runs from base 158 to 2515 and encodes 785 amino acids.
GGGGCGGCCUUGGUAGGCCCACGUGGGGAAAGGUCAAAAUGGGCUCAAUUUCAGAAUAGCUGUGGGACCUGCACUCUCGAGAUCUUGGCACACAGCAAGUCUGGGAAGAAAGGCCAGGUGCUCAAGGUCAGAGGUCUAAAGUCCUCUGCCCUCCAGGAUGGUGCUGCUUUCUCUGAAGCUUCAAGAUCUAAUUGAGGAGAUUCGUGGGGCCAAGACCCAGGCCCAGGAGCGGGAGGUGAUCCAAAAGGAGUGCGCCCAUAUUCGGGCCUCCUUCCGUGAUGGGGACCCUCUGCACAGGCACCGCCAGCUAGCCAAGCUGCUCUACGUCCACAUGUUGGGCUACCCCGCCCACUUUGGACAGAUGGAGUGCCUGAAACUGAUCGCCUCCCCCAGAUUCACAGACAAGCGGGUGGGCUACCUGGGGGCCAUGCUUCUACUGGAUGAGAGGCAGGAUGCCCACCUGCUCAUUACCAACAGCAUCAAGAAUGACCUGAGCCAGGGGAUUCCUGCAGUCCAAGGCCUGGCCCUAUGCACUCUGAGCUCCAUGGGCUCUGCCGACAUGUGCCGAGACCUGGCCACCGAGGUAGAGAAACUGCUCCUACAGCCCAGCCCCUAUGUGCGCAAAAAGGCUGUCCUGACUGCAGUGCAUAUGAUCCGGAAGGUCCCUGAGCUCUCCAACAUCUUCCUCCCACCUUGUGCCCAACUGCUUCAUGAACGCCACCACGGCAUCCUGCUGGGCACCAUCACGCUGAUCACCGAACUCUGCGAACGAAGCCCUGCAGCCCUCAAGCACUUUCGAAAGGUGGUACCCAAGCUGGUGCUGAUCCUCCGGACUCUGGUGACAACAGGAUAUUCUGCAGAACACAGCAUAUCUGGAAUCAGCGACCCCUUCCUGCAGGUCCAGAUACUUCGUCUGCUUCGGAUUCUGGGCCGGAACCACGAGGAGAACAGUGAGACCAUGAAUGACUUGCUGGCCCAGGUAGCCACCAACACAGACACCAGCCGAAAUGCAGGUAACGCGGUCUUGCUUGAGACGGUGCUGACCAUCAUGGACAUCCACUCUGCCGCUGGCCUUCGGGUUUUAGCUGUCAACAUUCUUGGCCGUUUCCUGCUCAACAAUGACAAGAACAUUAGGUAUGUGGCACUGACAUCGUUGCUGCGACUGGUGCAGUCUGAUCACAGUGCUGUGCAGCGGCACCGGUCCACUGUGGUAGAAUGUCUGCAGGAAUCUGACGCAUCCCUCAGCCGGCGGGCCCUGGAACUGAGCCUGGCUCUGGUGAACAGCUCCAACGUGCGGGCCAUGAUGAAAGAGCUACAGUGCUUUCUGGAGACCUGUCCCCCUGAUCUUCGGGCAGACUGUGCCUCAGGCAUCCUGCUGGCUGCGGAGAGGUUUGCCCCAACCAAGCGCUGGCACAUAGAUACCAUCUUGCACGUGCUGACGAUGGCAGGCACCCAUGUACGGGAUGAUGCCGUGGCCAAUCUGACACAGCUGAUCGGGGGUGCCCACGAGCUACAUGCCUACUCCGUGCGCCGCCUCUACAGUGCCCUGGCAGAGGACAUCUCCCAACAACCGCUGGUCCAAGUGGCAGCCUGGUGCAUCGGAGAAUACGGGGACCUCCUGCUGGAGGGGAGCUGUGAAGAAACUGAACCCCUUCAGGUGGAAGAGGAGGAGGUGUUGGCACUGCUGGAGAAGGUGCUCCAGUCCCAUAUGUCCCUGCCAGCCACCCGAGCGUACGCCCUCACAGCCCUCAUGAAGCUCAGCACCCGGUUUCGUGGGGACAACAACCGCAUCCGCCAGGUGGUGUCCAUCUACGGGAGCUGCCUGGACGUGGAGCUGCAGCAGCGGGCCGUGGAGUAUAACAUGCUCUUCCGGAAGUAUGACCACAUGAGGGAUGCUAUUCUAGAAAAGAUGCCUCUUCUGGAGCGAGGUGGCCCUCAGGUUGAUGAGGAAACAAAGGAAAGCAAAGAAGAAGCCCCACUUUCCGAAGUAACCCCUCCCCCCGCGGAGCCCCAGGCCUCAAAUCUCUUGGACCUGUUAGAUCUCCUGGAUGGCACUUCUGGGGAGACCCAGCAUCUUCCACCUCUGGCUCCCUCCCCAGGAGAUGCCUUGGUACAUCUCCUUGAUCUUCCCUGUGCGCCUCCACCCCCAGCUCCCAUCCCAAAUCUCAAAGUAUUUGAGCGCGAAGGACUACAGCUGAAUCUGUCUUUUGUGCGACCCCCUGAAACCCCUAAUUUGCUCUUAAUAACAAUCACCGCUACCAAUGCCUCAGGGGAUGACAUCACCCAGUUCAUCUGCCAGGCCGCUGUGCCCAAGAGUUUACAGCUACAGCUACAGGCCCCCAGUGGGGACACAAUUCCAGCUCAGAGUGGACUUCCAAUAACCCAGCUUCUCAGAAUCCUCAAUCCUAACAAGGUCCCCUUGCGGCUCAAGCUGCGCCUCACUUACAACCACUUUGGCCAGUCCGUGCAGGAGAUCUUUGAGGUGAACAAUUUGCCCAUGGAGACCUGGCAGUAACUCAGCCUGCACACUUGGAGCCUACACGUCAGGGCUACCAGCAGGUGGCGCUCUGGUACCAUGCAUGCCACUGUAGAAACUGAGGGCCUGCCCCCAACCCCCAAAUAAUGAAAACCCAAUAAACCGGAAGGGGAAAGGCCAAAUCUGAAUGUAUUUGAGGUAGAGAAGUCUGAAUAACAGCAAAGGGGAAAG